This is a messenger RNA of Spirometra erinaceieuropaei, 2724 nucleotides long. Lineage: Eukaryota; Metazoa; Platyhelminthes; Cestoda; Diphyllobothriidea; Diphyllobothriidae. The record is from the annotation of a GenBank genome assembly.
AUGAAACUCAGCCUAAUUAUGCUGGCAACAAUAGUGUGGUUUGUCAUUUUAUCCACAGUGUGUCUCUUGACGGACUGUAAAGGGCUCAAGGGCGAGGUCAGAGUAGACGUAACCGAUAACUAUGCAGUGUAUGGAAAAAAGUACGAGGUGGAAUUGAUCUCUGGGGAGAAGAGAGAGGUGCGAGAGUUUCUGGGAAUCCCCUUUGCCAAGCCACCCACCGACGCACUUCGUUUUGCCCCACCGCAACCCCUUGAUGAGCAAAGUGGAAGCCUUCAGGCAGUACGGAUGCCAAACGCCUGUUGGCAACAGGACCUGAACGAACUAGAGCCCCAGUAUCCCAGGGCGCGCAUGCUGUAUCCCAAUACAGAAAUGUCAGAGGACUGUCUCUACUUGAACGUUUGGACACCAGCCGUGCAUGAAAAACGCUUGCCUGUCAUGUCAUGGAUCCACGGAGACCUCUUUGACAGUGGAUCAGCAACACUGAAUCUGCAUAAUGGACGCUUCCUCGCUGGCAGGGAGAACGUGGUGGUAGUUUCAAUGCAGUACAGACUGGGCGCACUGGGAUUUCUCUGUCUGAAUGCUAGCCAGACUGGUGGAAGUCGUUUGGCGGCAUGUAAUAUGGGCCUGCUGGAUCAACAAAUGGCACUGCAAUGGGUGAAUAAGAAUAUUCGAGCAUUUGGAGGGGAUGCUGGCCAAGUGACGCUCUUCGGCGGGUCAGCCGGUGGCGCAAGUGUUGGCUUGCACUACCUGUCCCCCGGUUCGAGACCCUUGUUUUCACGGAUGAUUAUGCAAAGCGCCAGCGUGUUCAAUCGGUGGGCUCUGGUUGCACCAAGUGUGGCGCAGGAGUUAUCUGCUGCGGUAGGUAGAGAAUACUUGACGCAUCUCUCCCCAGAUUUCUAAUGCUAGUUUCUCCUUAAACUGAUAGUGUUUAUUCCCCUGACUCAAUUAUGAAAGAAGUCAGCGACCUCAGCAGGGUUCGAAUCCACGACAGCAGGUGCGAGGCUUGUGCACAACCAACGCUUUAAGCACAUGAAUUACCAAGUCCCCAUCGGGAUAAUUGUGUUUAUUGAUUUUUGGUUCAAGUUAACUGGUCAACCUUCCCCACAUAUGGAACCCUCCAAAUCUGGUCCAUUAAGCUGAUUGUCAAACUAGGAUUUUCUGAACAAUAAAUGCAGAACACAUGGGAUAACCACUGAGGGUUUUGUCAGAUGAGUUUUUGAAACGCCUUCAUGGAGGAUAAUUGGUUUCAAAUUCUAAAUGAACGAUGGUCUUCUUCCGCCACCGGUGACGCUGUACCGAAAAUAAUUUUAGGUUAAAGUAUAAACAUUUGUAUUUUCAGUGGUCUAAUAUAGCAGAAACAGGUCAUUUCCCUUUGGAAUAAUCUCUCCUUAUGUAUCCAAUCUGCGUACAUCAUCAGUCUUGUUGAAUCUUUCAGUUUUCUAAAUCGUUCGGAUGUCUAGUUGAAGGGAAGAAAUCGGUCGACGAGCAGGUAGCCUGCCUCCAAAAAAUCAACCCUUCAAUAUCGUAUAUGGUAACUCAAAUGUAUACGAGGCAUUGGGAAGGCGACGCGCAGAACGCCUGGCCAAACUCUACCCUUCAGCGGAGCCGUCAGCUUACCUGAACUCAGGACUAUAUCCCUCGACCGAAUUCGCGCCUACGGUCGAUGGCUCAUUCCUCCCAGAAUGUCCGGAAAGCAUUCUUUCGCAAAUAGCCAAAAAUCCGACAGAAACCUCACCACCAAGCCUGUUGAUAGGUACAAACGCUAAAGAGGGACUGCUUUGGCUUCUCAAAGGUCUGGAGCUGAAGGGUGUACAGUUUCUUAAUAAUGAUGGCACGGUCUCCCUGCCAGAUGAGGAGACAUUUCAAGAAGCAAACUUUGACAUCUAUCGCAUGCUGACAUCAAAUUUUACAAGUGAACAAAAUCUCGAACACCCAUUCACAACCGUCAUGAGCACCGUGUAUGGAUUCACGAGUCCCGGUCUUCGUGAAGUCACGGGUUACGACACCGGAUUGCGGGACUUUGUCGUGGAGGAUGCGACCGGCUUCAUGAGUCAGAUGGAUGUUCUUGUCGGCGACAUCGAAGUGACCUGCGGAGCACUACAAUUUGCCCAACGCGUUGCCCAGCUGCCCAAUGCGAUUGUUUAUGUCUACAAUUUUGUACACAAAACUCAAAAUAACGGCUUUCCUGACUGGACUGGUGCUAUGCACGGCCAGGAAGUAGAUUACGUGUUUGGUAUGCCGUUUUCGCAGUCAUUUAAGAGUAAUUUCCACGACUACACUAAAGAGGAGGCAGGACUGAGUGAAGUCGUCAUGAGGUAUUGGGCCAACUUUGCGCGAACUGGGUGAGUUUCCAAGUACGAGGCGAAGACCUGGGGAAAUUUUUUGGGAAGGCAAUCUCACAAAUGCACCUUUGCUACUUUCAGAAACCCGACACAGAAUGAAGAUGGAAGCAGAAUGAGUCCUAACUGGCCCGAGUAUGACGUGGAAUCGGGAAAAUACAUGGAAAUCGGGCUGAAACGGAUGGUCAAGGCUCAUUAUCGUAGGGAAAAGUGCAAUUUUUGGAAUCUCAUUUUCCCCUCCCUAACCCGUGGUCAUUUGAUUAAAACGGGCAAGGGCAUCCCACCGGAAAUAUGCCCGAAUAUGCAACCAUACUUAUAUGAGCGUCGGUCUCUCCUUGAUUUUGUAGAGGUGGAUCCUCCCAUAGUUUCAUUUGGAGAGGAGUGA